This is a messenger RNA of Manacus vitellinus (golden-collared manakin), 1356 nucleotides long. It is a transcript of the gene HYKK, whose product is annotated as hydroxylysine kinase. Lineage: Eukaryota; Metazoa; Chordata; Aves; Passeriformes; Pipridae. Bases 153 to 1298 code for a protein of 381 amino acids. Gene Ontology annotation, molecular function: amino acid kinase activity. The transcript is spliced from 6 exons. The record is from RefSeq and is a predicted model, not a curated record.
GAGCUCGGGGUCCCUGCGGCUGCGCUGCUGAGAGGGGGGAGCUGAGCGUCUGUCUGUCUGUCUGCAGGCGUGAAUUCGGAACUUCCUGGUCAGGGAUUCAGCAGCUCUGUUCCUUAGGAAAUCAUUCCUGCCUAUCAACAAUACCAGAGACAAUGUCUUCUGGAAAUGACUGUCGACCCCAGACUUUGACCAAACCAGCAUUGAGUGAGAAAGAAGCAGCUGAAUUGGUUGACAGGGUGUUUGGAUUAAAUGUGUCUUGGCUGAGGCCACUCCCCAGCUAUGACGAUCAGAACUUCCACGUGGGUGUCUCGGGAAACAACAACGGGGCUGAAGGUGCCAAUGAGUAUGUCCUGAAAAUCACCAACUCGGCAGACAGCUGGGAGCCUGAGCUCAUCCAAGCGCAGACCCAGGCCAUGAUGUUUCUCAGUGCUCAAGGCUUUCCUUCAGCUACUCCUUAUCUCACAAAAGAUGGUUCCAUAAUGUCUCUGGAGUCGGGAGAUCCUGGGAACAAGAAGCACAUGGUCAGACUGCUGAACUACCUGCCAGGAACGCCGGUGGCCAAAAUUGCCCCCAGUGCCCAGCUCCUGUAUGAGAUCGGUAAACUGGCUGCCAGCCUGGACAAAGCGCUCGCAGAGAAAUUCCAUCAUCCAUCAGUAAAAAGUCUGCAUCGAGGUCAGUUCAUUUGGAACCUGGCAAAUGUUCCUCUUCUAGAGCAGUACAUUUAUGCCUUGGGCCAGAACAAAUACCGUGCAGUUGUGGAACAAGUUAUUGAGCAGUUUAAAGGGAAAGUGAUACCCAAGCUAAGCAGUUUUCGAGCCUGUAUCAAUCAUGGAGAUUUUAAUGACUACAACAUCCUAGUAGACUGCAGUUCUACUUCCCUGGAGAACCCCCAGUACAGAGUGUCGGGCAUCCUGGACUUCAGCGACAUGAGCUACGGCUAUUACGUGUUUGAGGUCGCCAUAGCCAUCAUGUACAUGAUGAUCGAGAGCCCAGACCCUCUGGGCGUUGGGGGGCAUGUUCUGGCGGGGUUCGAGAGCGUGGUGCCGCUCACGGCUGAGGAGAGAGGGGCCCUUUUCCUCCUGGUGAGCGGCAGGUUCGCGCAGUCGCUCGUCAUCGCCGCCCACACGGCUCUGCUGUACCCGGAGAACAAGGAGUACCUCAUGAUCACAGCCAAAACCGGCUGGAAACACUUAAUGACAAUGUUUGAGAUGGGCCAGGAGGCGGUGGAGAAGAAAUGGUUUGAGACUGCCCAGGCGUACACGCACCGCGCACCUGCCCCGUCGGUCGGUGGCUGCUGAGGUGUCACUGGCAGUGACACUGGACCAAAUAAAGGCAAUAAAGUGGGCGCUGCCUGGA